Messenger RNA from Mytilus trossulus (common blue mussel), 2491 nucleotides. Its product is annotated as synaptotagmin-14-like. NCBI's taxonomy places the organism in Eukaryota, Metazoa, Mollusca, Bivalvia, Mytilida, Mytilidae. The transcript has 10 exons. Gene Ontology annotation, molecular function: phospholipid binding. The coding region runs from base 181 to 1710 and encodes 509 amino acids. The record is from RefSeq and is a predicted model, not a curated record.
UUAAGAAAUCCGAAUCCGAUCCCUUCCACAGAACAGGAAGACCACUUUCUAAGUUGCACUGAGAAUUUACAAUUUUGGCAAAAAAAGUGUUCUUGAUUUGUGCGAACCAAAAGCAUGCAAGCAACAGUCAAUUGUUGACAAAUCCGUUGAAUAUCGUUAACAUCACAAAUUGACGAAAACAUGGUGACGCUACCAACAGAAGCAGUAGCUUUCCUGGGUGCCGUAGGAGCAUUUCUGUUUGUUUUGAUCGUCUUUUUUAUGUACCUGAACAAACUGUUAUGCUUCCAUACGUGUGGAGGGUUUCCAUGUAUUGAUCAGCCUCCAAAGAAAAACAAAUCAAGUAAAGACAAACUAGGAAGUGCUUUUGCCUAUGAGGAUGAAGAAUCGUCAAGUGACAGCGAUGAUGAGAUGCAAAACAAGUUUCAUAAGGCACACAGUAUAAAACGGUCAGACACACUACACAGUAUUAAGAGUGGCAAAAGUGGUAAAAGUGGCAGGCGACGUAGUAGUCGUAAAGUCCAGACUCUUGUCAGUAGCCAGGACUCAUUAGCUGAUCCUCAGUUAGACUCUAGUGAUGCAGAGGUUAUAGACAAAAGAAAGGAUGCCACUGGGAAUGCUGUGGCAGAUGAUACAAGCUCACAACAACAGUUAAUAUUUGACAAUAAAGCAUACCAGACAGAGCCAACUCCAUCAUUAUCUGGAAGUGAAUUUACUACCGAUUUACAGGACACCACAUCACAGGAUGCUGAUGAACAUUUAUUUGAUGUCAGUGACCUUCAGAAGGAACCACCUCUAAUAUCAAAAUGUGGCAGUAUAGAGAUGACCUUUUCUUACGACCCCAAACGUGGCAGAAUGGCAAUAACUGUUCACCAAGCUCAGGAAAUUCCUAGUGUUGAACGUGGUGGUGCAAGCCAUGCUCAAGUUAGGAUUGUAUUACUGCCUACCAAGAAACAGAAGUUUAAAACCAAAGUCAAAUCUGGCCAGAAUCCUGUAUACCAAGAGAGUUUUGUCUUCAGUAAAAUACCACAAGAGGAAGUCCAUAGCAUGGGAAUACGUAUUCGUCUAUAUGGUGUAGAGAGGAUGAGGAGAGAGAGAAUGAUAGGAGAAAGUAUUAUAGGAUUUGCCUCAUUGAAUCUUGAUAGUGCUUCCACUCAUUUUGUCAUUCUUGAACCAAGGAGUAACCUUAGUGGUGGAGAGUCCCAAUUUGAUGUAUCCAGUCUUUCGAGGAGUGACAGUGCUUCUUCUACCCAGUCCAUGCAACAUGGCGGUAUGCCAGAAUUGUUGUUGGGUCUUGGUUAUAAUGGAACAACUGGUCGAUUGACUGUUGAAGUCAUCAAAGGAAGUAACUUCAGAAACAUGGCCAUGAACAGAGCUCCAGCUAUCAUAAAAAUAAAAGAUACUUAUGCCAAACUAACCUUAAUGUCCCCCACUGGUCAGGAAAUCACAAGAAGUAAGACAUCUGUUAGAAGAGGACAGCCCAAUCCAUUGUUUAAGGAGACAUUUAUGUUCCAGGUGGCAUUGUUUCAGUUGGCUGAGGUGACCUUGAUGGUUUCUGUGUAUAACAAACGUAGUAUGAAGAAAAAAGAGAUGAUUGGAUGGUUUUCAUUAGGAUUGAACAGCAGUGGAGAAGAGGAACUCUCUCAUUGGACAGAUAUGAGGGAAAAUAAAGGGGAUCAAGUUUGUCGCUGGCAUGUACUAUUGGAGUCUUGAAUGAAACAGUGAAUGUAAAGACAUGCUAUUUGUGGCAUAUAUGUCUACAAAUUAUUGAUCCACAAAAAUUAUGUUGUUUUUAUUCUCUUUUUUCAAUUUUUUUGUUGUUAUCAGAUUGCAUAAAUGCUGAAAGAAUUAUUUCCCUUAGAACAUACAAAUUUCUUUGAAAGAUUUUACACCUUUCAUAAUGUUGACAAUUUUCCUCAUAAGUAAUUUGAAAAACUCAAUUGUUUUUAAUCUAUUGAAUUAGAUAUAUAUUUUUGAUCAUUGUUUUUUAAAGACAUUUUUUUGGCUUUCUCCUCAGUAUUAUUGACUAAAAAAACAGGUCCAGUAACUUUCAUGCUUAAAUAAUAUUGUUUGACUGAAAUAUUACCACCUAUACUCACAUUUUUUGCAAUAUGUUGUUAUUAAUAAUCCAUUGUUAUAGUCCCAAUGAAAUAUUUUUAUGUUUCUUUACUCAAAAUAAGCACAUAUACUCAAUAAAUAUGUUUAUAACUAGUUAUGGGUUGGUUGUUAUAAAAUAUUAUUAAAAUGAUAAGGUUAUAGAAUAUUAAUAUGAUUAAAAUGUUAGUCUCAUGAUAUAUAGUUUAUUUACAUAUUUUUGUUACCAAUAUCUUACAUUAUACAAUUGUUUUCUACUUCUUAUUUUACUUAGUGCAUAAUAUUGACUUGUUUUGUUAUACAUUGUACCUGUAUCUGACAUUAUACAAUUGGUUUUUUUCGUCUUUUUUUCUACUUAAUGCAUAAUAUUGACUUCUUUUGUUAUACCUGUAUCUGACAU